UUAAAUAUUUUAACAGGAGAAUUUAUGUACCAGACAGGCUUCCAUAUACCACCAUUUAUAUUUAUCAGUGCUGCAGAAUAAAUGAAAAAAUAAAUGGUCUAUCUAGAUCCAACUUUCAAGUUUCAACUCUAUAAAUGUAAAGAUACACUGAGUCCCAGUACUAAAGACACCAAGCUAGAGUCUCUCUUUGUGUUUUAAGAGUCUUUUUUUAAGUUAUUAUUAUUUCUUCACUACUUUAUAUGCCAGUUUCCUCUAAUAAGCACUACUCACAAUGGCCACUACUACUACACAAAAAGUGAAAAAAUCUGCUUUUGCUACUUGUUGUCCUUCCACUUCCAUCCUCCGUCGUGAGGCGACAGCAGCUACUGCUGUCGUAGGUGACGGUCUACAGAAGUGGACCAUCAUCCCAUCCUUGGAUGAUAAUAAGCAGAAGAAAACGUCAUCAGCUCUAGCGUCAUUGGCAAACAAUACUGAACCUCUUUCCUCCAAUACCUCAAUCAAAGGUAUCCAAAUCAUGCCAAGGGCUCAGACCUGCCAUCCGUUGGACCCUUUAUCUGCUGCUGAGAUCUCUGUGGCUGUGGCAACUGUUAGAGCUGCCGGUGAAACACCUGAGGUCAGAGAUGGGAUGCGAUUUAUUGAGGUGGUUCUGUUGGAACCAGAUAAAAGUGUUGUUGCUUUGGCGGAUGCAUAUUUCUUCCCACCUUUCCAAUCAUCAUUGAUGCCCAAAACCAAAGGAGGAUCUCUGAUUCCGACUAAGCUUCCUCCAAGGAGAUCUAGACUUAUCAUUUACAAUAAGAAAACAAAUGAGACAAGCAUAUGGAUUGUUGAGCUAACUGAAGUACAUGCUGCUGCUCGAGGUGGACAUCACAGAGGAAAAGUUAUCUCAUCUAAUGUUGUCCCGGAUGUUCAGCCACCCAUAGAUGCUCAAGAAUAUGCUGAAUGUGAAGCUGUGGUGAAAAAUUAUCCUCCCUUUAGAGAAGCAAUGAAGAGAAGGGGUAUUGAUGACAUGGAUCUCGUGAUGGUUGAUCCUUGGUGUGUUGGUUAUCAUAGUGAGGCAGAUGCUCCUAGCUGCAGGCUUGCAAAACCACUAGUAUUCUGCAGAACAGAGAGUGAUUGUCCAAUGGAAAAUGGAUAUGCAAGACCAGUUGAAGGAAUAUAUGUGCUUGUUGACGUGCAAAACAUGCAGAUUAUAGAAUUUGAAGAUCGAAAACUUGUCCCGUUACCUCCAGUUGAUCCACUGAGGAAUUAUACAGCUGGUGAGACAAGAGGAGGGGUUGACAGAAGUGAUGUGAAACCCCUGCAUAUUAUUCAGCCCGAGGGUCCAAGCUUUCGCAUCAGUGGGAACUAUGUAGAAUGGCAAAAGUGGAACUUUCGGAUAGGUUUUACCCCUAGAGAGGGUUUAGUUAUACACUCUGUUGCAUAUCUUGAUGGUAGCAGAGGUCGUAGACCCAUAGCACAUAGAUUGAGUUUUGUGGAGAUGGUUGUCCCCUACGGCGAUCCAAAUGAUCCACAUUAUAGAAAGAAUGCAUUUGAUGCAGGAGAAGAUGGCCUGGGAAAGAAUGCUCAUUCACUGAAGAGGGGAUGUGAUUGUUUAGGAUACAUCAAGUACUUUGAUGCACAUUUUACAAAUUUCAUGGGAGGAGUUGAAACAACAGAAAAUUGUGUAUGCUUGCAUGAAGAAGAUCAUGGGAUUCUUUGGAAGCAUCAAGAUUGGAGAACUGGCCUUACUGAAGUUAGACGGUCUAGACGACUGACAGUGUCUUUUGUUUGUACAGUGGCCAAUUAUGAAUAUGCAUUCUACUGGCACUUUUACCAGGAUGGUAAAAUUGAAGCAGAAGUUAAACUCACGGGAAUUCUUAGUUUAGGAGCAUUGCAACCUGGAGAAUCUCGCAAAUAUGGCACCACAAUUGCACCAGGGUUGUAUGCACCAGUUCAUCAACAUUUCUUUGUUGCACGAAUGAAUAUGGCAGUUGAUUGUAAGCCAGCAGAAGCACAUAAUCAGGUUGUUGAAGUAAAUGUCGAAGUUGAAGAACCAGGGAAGGAAAAUGUUCACAAUAAUGCAUUCUAUGCUCAAGAAACAUUGCUUAGGUCUGAAUUGCAAGCAAUGCGCGACUGUGAUCCAUUCUCUGCUCGUCAUUGGAUAGUUAGAAACACCAGAACAGUUAAUAGAACUGGACAGCUAACAGGAUACAAGCUGGUACCUGGUCCAAACUGUUUGCCAUUGGCUGGUCCUGAGGCAAAAUUUUUAAGAAGGGCUGCAUUUCUGAAGCACAAUCUAUGGGUUACACAAUAUGCACCUGGAGAAGAUUUUCCAGGAGGAGAGUUCCCUAAUCAAAAUCCCCGUGCUGGCGAAGGAUUAGCUUCUUGGGUCAAGCAAGACCGUCCUCUGGAAGAAAGUGAUGUUGUUCUCUGGUACAUUUUUGGAAUCACGCACAUUCCUCGCUUGGAAGACUGGCCUGUUAUGCCAGUGGAACACAUUGGUUUUAUGCUUCAGCCACAUGGAUUCUUUAACUGCUCUCCAGCCGUUGAUGUCCCUCCGCCUCUUGGAUGUGACUUAGAAAGCAGAGACAGUGAUGUCACAGAAAAUAGUGUAGCAAAGCACACUCCCACUGGUUUGAUGGCUAAGCUUUGAAAGAAUUUUUCAUAUGACAUGAGCCUCCCUCUCUUAUUACUGCACCAACGGAUAUACAGAAAAUAAAACUUCAUUUUUCUUUUGAUGGAGUAUUGAAUUAGUAGGUGCAGGGACAUGGGAUAUUACUAGUCUAGUAUAUGGCAUGUUUAAGCAAAGAAAGCCAUGUUUUGUAUUAAUCUUGAACAAUGUCACAAGAAAAACUAAUAAAAGCCGGUCUUGGAGCAA
This is a messenger RNA of Capsicum annuum, 2857 nucleotides long. Its product is annotated as copper methylamine oxidase. Bases 272 to 2632 code for a protein of 786 amino acids. Gene Ontology annotation, molecular function: quinone binding; primary methylamine oxidase activity; copper ion binding. NCBI's taxonomy places the organism in Eukaryota, Viridiplantae, Streptophyta, Magnoliopsida, Solanales, Solanaceae. The transcript has 12 exons. Gene Ontology annotation, biological process: amine metabolic process. The record is from RefSeq and is a predicted model, not a curated record.